Molecule: messenger RNA, 3784 nt
Organism: Crotalus tigris (Tiger rattlesnake)
Lineage: Eukaryota; Metazoa; Chordata; Lepidosauria; Squamata; Viperidae
Gene: LRRC27
Product: leucine rich repeat containing 27
Exons: 13
Coding region: 1160-2773 (537 amino acids)
Molecular function (GO): protein binding
Source: RefSeq, a predicted model, not a curated record
AAAGGAGGAGGUGGAGGAGAUGGGGAUGGGAGGAGGAAUGGAGGUUUAAGGCGGCUAGAAAGCGCAGGCGAAAUCUCAGGGCGUCGGGAAAAACGAUGUGCUGCCUUAUUGUACCUCGACACGAAUGUAAAGCAUAAACCAAAACGGAUGCUAAAGAUCAGAAAGCCAACGAAAAAAGGAUUAGCUCUUUUUUUUUUCUCCUCCGGGGUCUGUCAUCGACGCCGGGGGAGCUUCACUGGAUAGGGUUAUGUCCAACCUGGGAGUAACUUAACAAAAAGAAAAGUGAUUUACCUCACGGAAGAUUUCAUUUGGCGACUGCAAAAGAGUCGGCUGGCAAGAGUCGUGCAGAAUUAAUUGGUUUGCCUUGCUGGGUGGCAGGGAGAGGGCUUGAGGUCCCGUCCAGAUUCCUGAGGCCUGUUUGUUGACUUUGAGAUAAAGAAAAGGUGACAGGAAGCAGGUGAUUUAGGACAGAAAUUCAGGCCAAGCACAUUGAUUGCCAAGUAAUUGUGGCUGGCAUGGUGCAUAUACGCAUGCAGAGUAGUAUAUGCACCUUCAACUUUCUUGUCAAAAUUUCAGAAUUGACUUGCCAUUGUCUCCUUCUUAGGGCUGAGAAUGAUUGGCUCAAGGUCACCCAGUUGACUUGUGCCUAAACUAGGGCUAGAACAUACGGUCUCCGGAGUUUCUAGCAUGAUGUCCUAACCAUUACAUCAAACUGGCUAAAUGUACAUGAUGACAUAUAACUGAUUGCGUAAAAGCAAAGAGGCCAACAGUAAUAAUAAAAAGAGCAACUUUAGAAUUCAAGUCUGGCAGGCCUUUUUUUCUGAUAGUAUUGAAAUGAACAAAAAAAGAGACAGUUGGGUCUAAUGGUGAAGGCCCCAGACUAAAAACCUGGAGUCUUAGAUUCUAGUCUUGUUUUAGACAUGAAAGCAAAGUCACCCAGUGUCAAUUUACAAUGUCAAGCUCAAUUAACAAGCCAGUCAGACAAUUCUUGUCACAACCAAUGGAUCAACACUGUGCAUCUGAAAAAAAAGAACCUCCUCCUGUGGGAAGAUGAUAAGAAGAAAAAAGAUCAAAUCAACAAAAACAUACUAUAACUUUGGAUAUCUCACUGAUCUUGAAAAGCUGCUAGACUUCUGGCUUAAUCAAAGUUAAUUAACAAAUGGAAGAAAAGUGGUAUUAUACAGAAAACAAUGGCAGUGGAGAUAACUGUCAAAAUAUUCAAAGGAGGAACGAUUCAGUUUCUAGUUCAUCAAGGCGCAUCCACCGAGCUCUCGAAAAACUUGUAUCUAAUUCAGCAGUCUCUUUGGAUCUGAGUCGAAAAGAUCUACAGCAUCUUACUUCAGAAAUAUACAGAUUAUUUAAUCUCAGAUAUUUACAUCUGGAAGGAAAUGCCCUUUCUGUAAUUCCUGAAGAUUUUUUUCAGAGCCUGUCAAAUCUUACUUGGCUAGAUCUGCGCUAUAAUAAAUUGAAAGAGCUUCCUUCUGGGAUUGGAUGCCACAAGCAGCUGAAAACUCUCCUGUUAGAGAAAAAUCCUAUUAAAAGGCUACCAGUGGAGCUUGGUAAGGUAGUUUCACUUACAGCCUUAAAUCUCAGGCAUUGUCCUCUGGAAUUUCCCCCCCUUGAAGUGAUACAGAAGGGUCUGGCAUUCAUUUUAUGCUUCCUCCGAAAGAACUAUAAUGAAAAUAUUGAGUAUGCAGAGUCUAUUUCUCCAGACUUGCCUUCUCCGCUAGAACAAGAAGCAAAGGCCAUUGUUAGAGAAUACAAGAAAAAAUGUGACAGACCGCCUGAUCGUAGGAAAGCUUUCAACGCUUUGUGGAAACAGAUGAGCCUCUUUAAUUUAAUUCGGUUUAAACCCAGAAGCGCUCGAAGAAUCAGUAGUGUGCCCAGUAAAGAAAUGCCUCCUAUUGAAAAAUUAAAUUUGGCAGACCUCAUGAAAUCCAGUUUGGAUUUGUCAGACGGAUGGCCUAAUGAGGAGGAAAUGAUACGAUUUAAGAAGCUAAGGGAUGAACUUAUCCAGGAUGAAAGACAGGAGUAUCCUGAAGACAAAAUAGUAACCAAUGAAUCCAUGCCUACAUUAAGGAGAACCAGGACAAAGGAAAGCAUCUCUCGUAAAUCAUCUAUACUUUCAUCAAGGGAUAAAAAGAAUCUGUUUCCUGCGGCUUCAUCAUAUGAUUUCAUAAUCCAAAGUAAGAUGGCAGAGGAGUGCAGAUUGGCAGCAUUAAAAGAAAUGAGGGAAAAACAAGCUUUAAUUGAACAGCGGAGAAAAGAUAAAGAAGUUCUUCUGAAAUGGAGAAAACAGGCCAGGAAGAUAAGAGAAAAGAAAGGAAUCUUGUACACAUAUUCACCCCAAAAAGGAAAUACAAUGGUAUCACAAAAUGCACCUUAUGCUACAGAUAAUAUUAAGAGCAAUGAUAAGCUAGAGGGGUGGAAAGAACCACCUGACCUGGAUGAGCAGAUUGAAACAGCACAAAAUAUAAAUUCAAUGAAAGACAUUGAUACCUUCAGAACUGCAAAAUACAAAGAAGUAGAAAAUCGCAUUAAACAACACACACAAUUAAUGAAAGAAAGAAGAAAAAAGUUAAGAGGACUACCCAAAGAAGAUAUGGAAAAAGCAAAUCAAGACCUUGAAACUGUUGAGCAUUUUGAGGAGGAGCUUGCUGAACUGAAGAAGGACCUUCACAAGGAGUAUCGUUUCACUGCUUUUACAGGCGAGCUGCUUCCUACAGCAGAUAAUCUCCUACCCACAAAUAUAUUUUCUAAAAUGACAUUUUAAGUGGAUGAAAGACUGUUUCUCAUGCAGCAGCCUCUCAUUAGCUGUUUUUUUAGGGGAAUCUGUUUUUAAAAAGACUUUUUAAAACUACAUAUUGCCUCUUUAUUGUUGUUUGUUUUUAUUUCAUAAAGUUACAUUUAAUAUAUGUCCUAAGGCUUUGGAAUACCUUAUAGUUGUAGUGUGGGUUUAAGGAUAGUGUGGUUGCAUUUUGUUUUUUUCUGUCGUCUCAGAAUUCUGUCACACACCUUAUAUUUCAUAAUUUAAUCUGUAUUAAUGAGUCUUAGCAGAAGUAGAAAAGUUUUUUUAUGUAAUUGUAUAUUGUGCUAAUUCUGGUAUAGUAACCUCAGGAAUCAAAUAACAGCCUUUCUUGACAAAGGCUUUUGAGAAUGGGAGGUGAUCAACUUGGCCUUUCAUCACUCCUAAACUAAUGGAUCCCCCCCAAAAAAAACCUGAAAGGGUUUAGAGUGAUAUUUAGCUCAUUAGCAUCUAUGUGCCUUAGCUGAGAGGCCUGUUUUCCAUGUUAAGAAAAUAUUUGGCUUCAAAGUUUCUAAACGUAUAUCAGAUUUUAUUAUUGUGCCCUCAAAAGUGAUAAAACUUGUCUCUGAACUUGGAUGCUCAAGGAUUUUGUUAUUAUGGAAAUGUCAAGGCUGAUAGAAAGCUACACAUUGAACUAUAAAACAAAUCUCCCUGAAGCAAUUAUUCAUCAAAUGCAUUUUAUCAUAUUAAGAUUAAGCAAAUAACUUUAGCAGAGAGCCAUUGCCAGUAUCUCCAUAUAUGAUGUUUGGAAUCAUUUAAGGAAUGCAGUUAUUUUACUUAAAUAUCAAGAAAUCAGUAGCAAAGUGGUCAAGAGACAAGAGACUAGCCUGAUCUUUAUGUAUUUUUUUAACCGAUUUAUGUAACCACCCACUCAUCAUAUAACUCAGCCUUCUUAGAUUUAAACAAUUUGUUAAAGACAGGAUGUGGCUGUACCAGCUGUAUAUCUCUUGAUACAAUAAACAGCUGAUGUUUCUUCUC